UCUUGUAAGUUCAAAGUUUGAAAGAACAACAACAACAAUGUAUGAUUUGUCUCAGCUUGAGAGACAAUUGGCUGAAUUCACUUCUUCCCUGUUUGAUGAGGGUUUCUUAGAUGAUCAGUUUAACCAGCUUAAGCAACUUCAAGAUGAAAGCAACCCAGAGUUUGUGGUUGAAGUGGUGAAUCUUUUCUUUGAGGAUGCAGAGAGGCUUCUCAAUGAACUUGCAAAGACACUAGCACAGGAUAACAUUGAUUUCAAAAGGGUGGAUGCUCAUGUUCACCAAUUGAAAGGUAGCAGCUCCAGCAUUGGUGCACAGAGAGUUCAGAAAGUCUGCAUUGCCUUCAGAAACUACUGUGAGGAACAAAAUGUUGAAGGGUGUCUCAAAAUCUUACAGGAAAUAAAACAGGAGUGUUCCUUGGUAAAAAGCAAGUUUGAAACUCUGUUUAAGAUGGAGCAGCAGGUUGCCUGCAGGAGACUUAGUUAAUAGAUGGUGAUUGAUAAGGGACAAGGAAGUUCCAUUCAAUUUGCAAUAACCAUAAAAGUAGCAUUUUUCAUCAACAUUCUGUUGUAAUUUUCUCUUUCUUUUUCACUGUCUCCAGUAUUGUAAUAUUAUAUUACCCUUUCUUUAUCUGCAAAGUAAGAAGACACAGAGUCU
Molecule: messenger RNA, 652 nt
Organism: Vigna angularis (adzuki bean)
Lineage: Eukaryota; Viridiplantae; Streptophyta; Magnoliopsida; Fabales; Fabaceae
Product: histidine-containing phosphotransfer protein 1
Exons: 6
Coding region: 38-481 (147 amino acids)
Biological process (GO): phosphorylation; cytokinin-activated signaling pathway; phosphorelay signal transduction system
Cellular component (GO): cytoplasm; nucleus
Molecular function (GO): histidine phosphotransfer kinase activity; protein histidine kinase binding
Source: RefSeq, a predicted model, not a curated record